AUGAAGACAAGCGACUUCGAAACCACCCUCAAAGAAGCCUAUGACAUUCCGGUACCUCAAACACUGCAACAGCCCCGAUACAAAGUGAUUACUUCCUUCUAUACCCCACAGCAAGGUAAACAUUAUGGUGCAAAUCUUCCUGUUCGUCACAUCCCCAGUCCCAGUGCCCCGCAACAGUAUGGCUCAAGUCUGAUGAUGACGACACGCAGGACAGGUGCUUCUGGCUACAUCGGCGGCGAUGUGCUGCACCUGGUAGCCAAGACACAUCUGCACCUGGUAGCCAAGACACAUCCCGACUACAUCAUCAAGGCGCUUGUCCGCGACAUAGCCAAAGGCCAGCAGAUUGCCAAGGCCUUUAGCAAUGUCCAGCUCGUGGAGGGAGACUUGGACGCCACCGAAACCAUCAGAAGAGAGGCCUCCGAGGCCGAUGUUGUGCUUCACCUUGCAGCGACUGGCCACCUGAACAGCGUGAAAGCUAUUCACUCGGCCUUCCUGAACUCUGUCCGCCAAAAGCCAGCCCACUGGAUCCAGAUCUCGGGCGCGUCCGCCCUCGCCGCGGCCGAGCUUGCAGACAAAUCGCGAGCUUUCGGGGCUCCGAGCGACCUGGUAUUCGACGAUUUAGACGACAUAGCCGGCAUCACCUCUAUGAUCAGAGGCCAUCCGUCGCGUGCUGUCGACAACUACGUGCUCGACGUGGCAAAGAGCACGUCUAGUGUUAAUACCGCGCUCGUAUUCCCUCCUAUCAUCUACGGUCAAGGUCGUGGGCCUGUCAACCAGCGCAGCAUCCAGAUUCCCCAGCUGGCGCGCGCGACCCUGGAGCGCGGGCAGGGAGUCCGAGUUGGCGCCGGUCGGAGCCGGUGGGGAGAUGUGCACGUUCACGACGUCAGUGCGCUCAUCCUCCGGCUCCUUGAAAAGGCUGUUGAAGGACCGGCGGACGAAAGACUGUGGAACGAGAAUGGGAUCUACUUGACUGGGGUCGGAGAGCUGUCAUUCGGCGAGAUCUCCGAAAAGGUCGCGACGGCCGCGGUCAAGCAGGGUCUCAUAUCCGACCCGACGGUUGAGCAACGGGAUGCCGAGGCCUUUGACGCUCUGAUCCCUCAUGGCACGGUGCUCUAUGGGACAAAUGCCAGGAGCCACGCUCGUCGCGCGAAGGAGUUUCUUGGAUGGCAACCACAAGGAGACAGUCUAGAGCAGGAAAUACCUCGCGCGGUCGAGGCCGAAGGCCAAAAAAUGAAGGCUUGA
Thyridium curvatum is the source of this 1242-nucleotide messenger RNA. RefSeq lists its product as uncharacterized. Bases 1 to 1242 code for a protein of 413 amino acids. The record is from RefSeq and is a predicted model, not a curated record. NCBI's taxonomy places the organism in Eukaryota, Fungi, Ascomycota, Sordariomycetes, Thyridiales, Thyridiaceae. The transcript has 3 exons.